AAGGUCAGUCCGUGUUGCGCUCCUGAAGCGCAUCCAUGUUGUUGCCCACCUCUCCACCCCAUGAGUAGACGGCCUUGCACCAGCAUGGGAAUUUUGUGGGUAUCGAUUGACCACCCAUGUUGCGCAAUUACGUCGUUGCGCUGAUAUGUGUGAAGUAUCCAGUCAAGAGAUUGCUUUGUUUACGUUGGACAUCCAGAAACCAGAAACGCGCUGCUCUAAGAUGACGAAUGAACGGUCUUUGCGCGCAGACUGUCAGGAACCAGGAAACGCUUGGAAGUCAAAUGAUUAUCAGAAAAUCUUCAUGCGACCGCUUGUCAGGCCUCGUGUUGUGUGGCCUGUCGCAGACCAAUUAGCUAUAUGUUCCAGGUUUGAUGGUUGUUCAGGGCGUGUUGAUUUGUUUACUCCGAAGCGCCAGCCGUGUGCGACAUCACAACCAACCCUUGAACCAACCUCCCAAGCAUCCCCCCCCCAGCCUGUUGCAACCCGUGCCGCCCUCCCAGCUGCCCCAUCAAAUGUCAAUACUCCAUAAUUCAGCUCAAUCUACUCCGUCAACAACAUGGUCUCUAUUCUCGUGAAC
Molecule: messenger RNA, 577 nt
Organism: Aureobasidium subglaciale EXF-2481
Lineage: Eukaryota; Fungi; Ascomycota; Dothideomycetes; Dothideales; Saccotheciaceae
Exons: 1
Coding region: 146-529 (127 amino acids)
Source: RefSeq, a predicted model, not a curated record